CCCGCGAACCAGAAGCAGCAGAUCCGGUGACGGACAGAGAAGCAGGCAGGAGCUGCUGCUGCCCCGGGAAGUCAGCGGGCCGCCGGAGUCACUCUGCACACGGCAACGCCAUUUCACCUCUGGCUGCGGGAGCGUCGCACUGAAAGCUACAGAAUGGCGGUGGAUAUCUAUGACUCUCAGUACCUGCUCAUCCUGGCCCCUUCUCUGGUCAUCGCCCUCAUGUUCCUGUUCUUCUGGCUCUUCAUGAAGGAAACCUCCUACGAUGAGGUGCUGGCCAGGCAGAAACGUGACCUCAAGCUGCCACCAUCCAGGCCAGACACUCGUAAGAAGAAUGAAAAGAAGAAGAGCAAGAAGAAGGAAAGUACCAGCGGGGGAGGCAGUGGAGGUGGCGGAGGAGAGUCUGAAGAGGACAUGCGAGACUUUGAUAUUGCUGAUGGCGCCAACAGUUCCACUCUAGAGGGAGAGGAGGAACCUACACCUGUGGCUACACCAGAUCCUUCUCCACCAACUCCUACUCCUUAUGUGGCUGCUCCGGUGGCAACUGAGGCUCCUGCCGGUCUGAGGGAGAGAAAGAAGAAGGAGAAAAAGGCUGCCAGGGCUGCUGCAGCUGCAGCUGCCGCCGCUGCUGCGGCUGAUGCAGCUACAGCUCCCUCCGUUGAGGAGCCAGAAGUGAACGGAUCCAAGCCGGUCAGCCGCAAGGCAGAGACACCUCUGGCUGCUAGCAAACAGUCCAGCCCACCCUCUCCCCAGCUUGAGGUUCAGGUCCAGGUCCAAUCUGCUCCUGUUCAGGCUCAGACACCUCCUCAGAUCUCUGGGAAGAAGGAGAGGAGGAAGAAGCAAAAAACAGAGCAUGUGGAUGAGCAGCAGCCAGAGGUUAAAGCAGAGCAGGCUCCAGCACCAGUCAAGAAGGAAGCUCCCAUUGUGGCUGAAACCAAAGUUCUGGAUGGUGCAACCCCAACUGUUACUGCUGGGAAGAAGAAGAACUCUGCCAAGAAGCAAAAAACCGAGCCUGUAGAUGAUGCCCACGUUCUGGCUGACUCAGCAGCUUCUGCCAACCACCAGGCUGCUCAAAACGACGAUGUACCGUCCAAAGGGUCUGGCAAGAAACAGAAGAAUGAGACUGACAAAGAGAACACAGAGGUGAAACUGAAGGAGCUGCUGUCUGGUCUGUCCAGCCUGGCUCUGUCAGAGGCUGAGGCCGUCAGUGUGCUGGCCCUCCUCAGGGAGAAGAGUCCCAAUGCUUUGGAUGCCUGGCACAAAUCUGCAGCCAGGCCUGACCCAGCUGCCCAGGAAAGAGAGAGACUGCUAUCAACUCUCCAGGAGGAGGCCUCCAUUGCCAAGGACAAAGUGAAACAACUCAGCCAGGAGCUUCAGGUGGAGAAGCAAAAGACAGGAAGGGUGGAGGCCAUGAUGAGAGAGCAACGUGCAGCCAUGGAGAAAGAACUGGGUGGAAUGCAGGCCAAGGCGCAGGGCAGCUACCAGGACAACCAGACCAUUCAGAUAAAGUUCCAACAGGUGAGGGAGCAGCUGGAAAGCCAGAUCACUCGCCUGCAGCAGGAGAACGGCAUCCUGAGGGACGCGGUCAGCUCGGCCACCAACCAGAUGGAGAGCAAGAAUUCAGCAGAGCUGAACAAGCUGCGUUCUGAGUACGCCGGUCUGAUGAAAGAGCUGGCAGACAACAACGGCAAGCUGCAGCAGGAGGAGCACCAGAGGAAGUCACUGGAGGUCGGCUACAAGCAGAACGUGUCCCAGCUGGAGGCCCAACUGCAGGAUGCCAAGAGACGCUGGGAAGAACUGCAGAACUUCCUCCACAGUGUCAAUGCCGAGAGAGAGAAUCUUCAGGCCUCUAAACAAGAGCUCCACAGCCAGAUGCUGGCAGCCGAGACAGAGAUGAACAACAAGAACAAGGAGAUCCAGACUCUACACAGCAGCCUGACAGACGCCAUGGUCUCGAAGGAGCGGCUUGAGCAGAGAGUGAGGGAGCUUAUGGAGAUGUCCCAGCACAGUAUGCCUGACGACUCACUGCAGACGCGUGUUCAGGAGCUUAUGAAUGAAAACAAGGGUUUCCAGGUCCAGAACGAGACACUGCAAGUCCAGAAUGAGAAUAUGCAAGCCCAGAUGUCUUCACAGGCUACUCAUUUCUCUCACAUUGAGGAGCUACAGAAGCUAUUGUCUGAAAAGGAGUUGCAGAGGAAGAGUCUGGAGGAUUCUCUAAAUGCUGAGAGGAGCAGUAUGGCCAGUAGAGAAACUGACAUGCAGGCCAUGCACAAUGACAACAUGUCAAUGAAGGCAGAGGUUCAGAAUCUGCAGGCACAGAUUUCUGAUCAGACUGCGUCCCAGCUGGUGUUGGACCAGUUCCAGAAGAGUGUCCGGGAAAAAGAGGAGAACAUGAAAACCGUAGAGGACCUGCUAGAGAAGGGGCUGAUUGAAGUGGCCAACAAGGAGGAAGAGCUCAAGGCUGUAAGAGAAGAGAAGGAGGCACUAAAACAAGAAAUCGAGAGUCUUAAGGGACAAUCGGCAGAACAGGCAUCAUCAGAGUCGAUAGUGGAGGAGCUCCAGAGCAAGAUCCAAGAGAAAGAUGUGAAGCUAAAAUCAAUGGAGGAGAGUUUACAGGCAGCACAAGAUGGCAUUUCUACCAGAGACAAGACAGUUGAGUCUGUGGAGCAGCAGUUGGCCACCCUGCAGGCAGAAAUGGAGCAGCUGAGACAGAAAGAGAUGGCAGAUGAGUUGACCCACUCAUCUGGCUUGGCCGCCCUGCAGGCAGAAAUGGACCAGCUGAGCCAGAAGUGUAUGACAGAUGAGUUGACCAACUCGGCUGCUCACCUCCAAGAACACCAGGAUCACCUCGCGGCGAAGGACCAGCAGAUCCAGAUGCUGCAAGCUGAGCUGGAGGCACAGACUAAAGACAUGAGUGAGAAGAUGGAGCAGCAGUUGCACACAGCAGGGCCAAACCCAGAGCUUCUUGCAGCGUUGUCAGAGAAGGAUCAGCAGGUGGCAGAUCUGCGGGGUGAGGUGGCGGAGCUGAGGGACUCGCUGGACCUGCAUAGGAAGAAGAACAACGAGCUCCGGGAGAAAAACUGGAGUGCAAUGGAAGCUCUGUCUGCCACCGAGUCCAUGCUUCAAGGAAAACUCAGCAAAGCUGUCAAGGAGAACGAGACAACGCUAGCAACAUUUCAGGCCGAGUGUCGAGAUGUUCUGCACAGACUUCUGCCCCAUGUGCCUCUGCCCACUGAACAGAACCAUGAGGAGUGGCUCCACAAAUUUGAGAUGGCAGUAGCUGAAAACUCAGCUGCACAGUCCACCCCUGCAUCAGGGGACUCUGAGGGCAUGGCUGAGAAGCUGAAAGAAUCUGAAGAAUCCCAAAGGAUCCUACAGAAAGACUGUGAGACGUACAAGAAGGUGUUGGCAGAGACGGAGGGUAUCCUGCAACGCCUCCAGAACAGCGUGGAGCAGGAGGAGUCUCGCUGGAGGGUGAAGCUGGAUGUCGCGCAGGGCGAAGCCGGAGAGAUGAGCCAGAAAGUCACAGCUUUGGAGCAGGAGAUUGAGAGACUAACAGAUGGAGCAGAUAUGGAAAAUCUGAGAAGAGAAAAGCAGCAUUUGGAAUCCGAGCUGGAGAGGGCAGAGCGUGAGAGCGCCACCUAUGUGACAGAGGUUAGAGAGCUCAAAGAUCUGUUGACUGAAUUGCAGACCAGACUUGAUGGCUCAAAUACAGAGGCUUUCAGACAGAAUGAGGAGCUGAAUUUGCUGAAAACCCAGCUCACUGAGACUCUGUCCAAACUGGAGGGGGAAGAGACCGAGAGGCAAAAGGUGGCUGGUGAUUUGCAUAAGGCCCAGCAGUCUCUUGAUCUGAUUCAGGGGGAGCUCUCAAAUGUGACGGACAAUGCGGAUGGCCUGAUUGAGAAUAGCAGUCCGUCAUCACAGGGGGAGGCGAUCGACAGAAAGGAGAAAAUGGCUGCAGGUCUGAACCAGACAGUCCGAGAGCUACAGCAGUUGCUACAAGGCGUCAGCCGGCAACUCGCCAAGGGACAGGAAGGGGUGGCUGACAAAGAUCUGCCCAAGGUAUAGUGAGAGGAGGAUCGACGCCCAUGCAGCCACCCUGCACCACAGAGACCACCUAUGACCUUUGGUCUCAUCACUUACCACCAUUACACCAUACCGUCACAUCCAGCCACCUCCCCUCUCCCAACCUCCGACACCUCACCGGCACUGUAUGCAGCCGCCAACUGACUGUGGCUGAGGCGCUGGCCAACAACUCCCAGACUCACUGUUCGCCAUAAGGCAGCAGGCAGAUGAUACUGUUAAUUCCAAACACUGUACCAAAACACACACUACUCCACUCCCACCACAUUCCUCUUCUUCAGCAUCACAGCCGGUUAAUUUUUAUUCUAAACUUAAAACCACAUCCAGCAUAAUUUAAACAGCGUGGCAUUCCUCUUUAAAAUCUGUAUUUUUCAAUGAAAUCUUUUUUGAAUCCUGCAGUAGUUUUUGUUGUUUGGAGGGCAGUGAUACAAAUUUCCAACUUGGGUUUUCAGUCCUUUUUUUCCUUAACUUAAAGAUAUGUCUUGUUUAAAUGUACCAUUAGGGCCUGCUGAAACACACUGUUGUCGAUCUGUUUGUCUCCUGAUGAGAAAAACUGUCAAGACCUGUGCAUCUUCGUGCAUUCAUUAAUUCAUAGCUCCAUGCAUACCAUGGCUCAGUAUUGGGUGGGAGAGGGAGAUCAGUUGGGGUCUCAGCAUAUCAGAUGGGUCACUAGGUGACUGUAACCAUGGAGAUGAUUGACAAACUGUAGUCAGAUCUGUACUGCAGCUCCAGAGAGACAGAAGUCUGGGACCCUGGCUGGGGGGGAAGGUCCAGGUCAGCAGUGUAGAGGUUUUUAAAUCCUACUGCAAAUACUCUAGGAAUAAGUGUCCCAUAUCAUCUGUAAUCAACACUCGCUAUAUUAUUGCUAAGUUCAUUAACACUGAAGUUUUUGUUCUUUUUGUAACUGGUGAUGUUAAUAAAAAGGGAUGCUUGAUAAAUCUG
Molecule: messenger RNA, 5022 nt
Organism: Hippoglossus stenolepis (Pacific halibut)
Lineage: Eukaryota; Metazoa; Chordata; Actinopteri; Pleuronectiformes; Pleuronectidae
Gene: ktn1
Product: kinectin 1
Exons: 36
Coding region: 154-4065 (1303 amino acids)
Biological process (GO): microtubule-based movement; protein transport
Cellular component (GO): endoplasmic reticulum membrane
Molecular function (GO): kinesin binding
Source: RefSeq, a predicted model, not a curated record